Messenger RNA from Vombatus ursinus (common wombat), 3337 nucleotides. RefSeq names its product elaC ribonuclease Z 1 (gene ELAC1). Gene Ontology annotation, molecular function: 3'-tRNA processing endoribonuclease activity. The coding region runs from base 142 to 1248 and encodes 368 amino acids. The record is from RefSeq and is a predicted model, not a curated record. Lineage: Eukaryota; Metazoa; Chordata; Mammalia; Diprotodontia; Vombatidae. The transcript has 4 exons. Gene Ontology annotation, cellular component: nucleus.
CCGCGUGGUUGUCUUAAACCUCGAGAGCCUGGAUCUGUAGUUAUAUUCAUCCCCUAGCUCCCGUCUGGCCCCCAGGAGGACAGCCGCUUCUUUGCGUCUCCCUACUCCUCCCCCGGGGCUGCCCCGAGAAUAGGGUGGAAGAUGUCCAUGGAUGUAACCUUCCUAGGAACAGGCUCUGCAUACCCAUCACCCACCAGGGGAGCCUCUGCUGUAGCUCUCCGAUGUGAAGGUGCCUGCUGGCUCUUUGAUUGUGGGGAAGGGACACAAACACAGUUCAUGAAAAGCCAGCUUAAAGCAGGGAGAAUUACAAAGAUCUUCAUAACUCAUCUUCAUGGGGAUCACUUCUUCGGCCUUCCCGGGCUUCUUUGCACUAUCAGUCUCCAGAGCAGUCCCGCAGCUUCCAAACAACCUAUGGAAAUCUUUGGGCCGGUAGGGCUUCGGAAUUUCAUCUGGAAGACUAUGGAGCUCUCUCGCUCAGAGUUGACCUUCCCCUACGUUGUCCAUGAGUUGGUGCCCACAGAAGAUCAGUGCCCUGCUGGAGAAUUAAGAGACUUCUCUCACCGAGAUGGAGCUGAUAGGCCUCCCAAAGAGAUACAAGGGAGAACAAUCCUCUUAGACUCAGUUGAAGGCUCCUAUGUACUGGUCAAUGAUGAGCAGUUUCUUGUGAAAGCAUUUCGCCUCUUCCAUCGCAUUCCAUCCUUUGGUUUUUCAGUAGCAGAGAAGGAACGUCCAGGUAGACUCAAUGCACAGAAACUAAAAGACCUUGGUGUCCCGCCAGGUCCUGCCUAUGGGAAACUGAAAAAUGGAGUUACUGUCGUUUUGGAAAAUGGAGUUAAAGUUUCUCCCCAAGAUGUCUUAGAAAAGCCUAUUCCUGGAAGAAAAAUAUGCAUUUUAGGUGACUGCUCUGGGGUUGUAGGUGAUGAAGGAGUGAAACUGUGCUUUGAGGCAGAUCUUUUGGUUCAUGAAGCCACCCUGGAUGACACUCACAUGGACAAAGCGAAAGAAUACGGUCAUAGUACCCCACGUAUGGCGGCAGAGUUUGCCAAGUUGUGCAGAGUCAAGAAACUGGUUCUCACUCACUUCAGUCAGAGGUACAAACCACCUCUUGUGUCUGGAGAGGGAGAAGCAGAUGAUAUUAGAGAAUUAAAAAAGCAAGCAGAAUCGGUGUUGGAUUUCCAAGAAGUGACUCUAGCAGAGGAUUUUAUGGUGAUUGACAUUCCAAAGAAAAAAACUAUCAGCAUUACCUGAGUAUGUUUGCAUGUGCCAAUUUGUAACUGAGCCUACUCUCCAGAUUUCUGUCUGAAAUUAUUUUGGGCCCAAUAAUCCCAGGAGGGGUGGGGCUACAUUGCUGAAUUGACCUUUGUGUGGCCUUAAUGGUAUUGCACAGAGUGGCUCUUAACACCAGCAGCCUUCUUAAAGUCCCAGUUUGAAUAAAUGAUAGCCUGAUUAGAUAAAUAUUUACUGUAGUUUAACUGUUCCCUUGAAUUUGAUCUAGUACUCUCCCCUUACCAGCUCAAUGUUUUUGUUGUCAUUACCUAAAUGCAGAGAAAACUCUGUUUUCUGCUAACAAUGAAUUAAGCAGAAAAAAGAGAUGAGGUGUAAGGAAAAUCUUAGAAAGCACUUGAGGAUGAAUAUAAGAAUUCAAAAAUGCUAUAUUUUAGCUGAAGUACUUAGCACAAGGUUGAAUUAAACAUCUAAUUUAACUUGGUUUCUGUUUAAAUUUGAAUGUAAUCAAAACUGCUAACUUAUAUGGUUUUAGAAUUAAUAUCUGGAUCAAUCUCUAUUAUGCAGAUACUACAAAAGACUGUAGGAAUUAUUUGUUUGGACUUGCAUACUUCACGUAGUCAAAUAUUACUUGAAAUACGUGGGUUACAAUAUACAGCAAAAUAUUCAUAGCAUUCAUAGCAAAGAACUGGAAAUAAAGUAGAUGCCCUUCCAUUGGGAAAUCAUUAUACAAAUUAUGGCACAUGAAUGUAAUAGAAUGUUUCUGCAAUAUGAAGAAGCUUGGAAAGACUUAAUCUGAAUUGAUGCAAAGUAAAGUAAGCAGAACCAGGCACAUGAUCUCUGUGGUUACUACAGUGAUGUAAAUAGAAAAAAACAAAAAUAAAACUAGAUGUUGUGUCAUUCUAAUGCUCAAGUUCCGUCCUAAAGAAGAGAGAGAAGUCACUUCUCUCCUUUCAAGUACAUUCCCUGAAAAUAGACUUAUCUUCAUGUUAAUCAGUUUUGUUACCUAACAGCAGCAGGAGCAACAAAAGUCUGGUUCCUUUUCAGUCACUGUUUGUAUUGUUUUUUUGGCCCUGUAUUCCUCUUUGCAACACGUCAUCCAGAAAAUCUUUUAAAAAUAUGGACUUUGUACACUACUUUUCUGAGGCAGAUUACAUAGCAACAUUAAGUUUCCAUAAGAAACUUCAUGCUGAUGGUAACUGAGAUUGACCCAUAGGUUUCUUUAGUGUAUUAAUUGUAGAUAUUUAUUUAAAUAUAUAACUUAUGCAGGAGUCCGUAAUACUCUGGUGAAUAGGUUUAAGAGAGUCCCAAGGGGAAUCCAAAGAUAAAAAUAAAAAAAGGAGACAGGCAUAUGAUCCUUCCGUCAGGGUUGGCCAGCUGACCUGUGGCUCUUCUGUAUUUAUGGCCUCCUGGGGAGUUGAGGGGGUGGGUGGUGGGUGGCAGAAUUGAUUGGACCGUAAGAGCCUGUUCUACUAAGGUGACACACAGGCUUUCCUAACCUGGAAAGGACUUUCAGUGAUACAUUAAGUUGCUAGCAAGAGCCAAGACAGAAUUAUGAAAUUGAAAAUUCCUUCCUUGGUCUUUACUAUCUACCUCCUGCUUUUCCUUUUUCCUCUUAUUCCAAAUAAUCUCUAAUGAGGGGAGGAUAUAUUUUUGUACUGGGAGAACCUUCUGUCACCAGGUUACAUCUUCCACACUGCUAUCUAAGUUACUGACAAUGUUACUCUGCUUAGUAAAUUCCAGACUCCUGGUUGCCUUUAGACUUGAAUAUAAACUCUUCUCUAUUGGGCAUUGAAAGCUAUUCACAACCUCGCCCCAACAUACCUUUCCAACCUUAUUACACUAUACUCUCCUUCAUGCCUACUGUAUCUUAAACGUGGCCCUCUACGUGCUGUCUUUGUGUCCCCCUUGCCUGGAAUGCCCUCCUUCCUUCUCUCUGCCUCUUAGAAAUCCUAAUUUCCUUUAAGAUUUAGCUCAAAUGCCACCUUCCACAUGAAAAAUUUCCUGAUACUUUCUACCCCAGCUCCUAGUUUCUUUAUAAAAUCAUUUGUUUUGUAUAUAUCUGGAUAUACAUGUUGUUUUCUCCAAAAUAAAUUGUAAGCUCUUUGAGAGC